AUGGCUGACUCUGCCGACGCCUUCCUGGCGGGCAUUGACAGGGAAGUUCGCGGAAAGAACGAGGACCGCCACGGCUCGUCUGCAACGCACCGCGAUCGGGAUCACGACCGCGAUAGGGACAGGAGAGACCGUAGAUCCGGCAGAGACGCCUAUGAAGAAGACCGCAGCGCCUCCUCGAGCUCUCGGAAACGACGCGACGCCGACGACCGCGACGAGCGCGAUCGGUAUCCUCACAAAUCGCACCGCGACGACCGUGAUCGCGAGCGAUCCGACCGUCACGAAGACGACGACCGUCGCCGCAGAAGGCGAGAAGACGACUACUACGGAGGCAGCAGGGGCUCUCGUGAUAGCAGGGAUAGCCGCUAUGGCCGAGACAGCUACUCUUACAGACGGGACCGCGAUCGCGAUGAUCGCUAUCCCGCACGCAGAGAACGCUCGCGAUACGACGAUGACGACUACUACCGCGACAGAGGCGGCCGCGGCCGCGGUGGUGACUGGCGAAGUGCCGAUGCUCGCGAUGGUAGUCCGUCGAUGCGCCGCAGUCCGACGCCAGAAGGUACGAUCCGAAUCAGCCAACGACCGAGGCCCAAGUCCAAGUGGGACAUUCCUGCACCUGGCUUUGAAGGCACCAGCGCUCUGGCCGCCAAGGCCACCGGCUUGUUCGGCAUUCCAGGCCAGACCAGGCUCGUCGGAAUGCCGCCCGUCAAUCUCGGCGUCAACGGUCCCGGCGUGCCUCCCGGUGUAGGUCUGCCCUUGCCGCCCGCCCACAUGGGCGGUCAACCCAUCCACCCGCAUCGUGGCGGGCCCAUGCAUCCGAGGCAGCCCUACCUGCCACACCAAAAUCAACAGCAACAUCCCGGCAUGUACCCACAAGAUGGGCAGCAAUAUGCACAAGGACAGCCUCCCUUUGCGGGACAGUAUCAGCAGGGUCACCCGGCUUCCCACAAUCAAGCACCCGCAGCCAGUGACAGCGGCCGACAGGCGCGACGACUCUACGUAGGCAACAUCACGCACCAAGCCAACGAACCCAGCAUGGUGGCCUUCUUCAACGAGCAGAUGCUCAAGCUCAAGCUCGGCACCGAGCCUGGCGAGCCGGCCGUGUCGGCGCAGGUCAACGUGGACAAGGGCUACGCUUUCGUCGAGUUCCGCCAUCCGGACGAGGCGACCAACGCCAUGUCUUUCGACGGCAUCGUCUUCCAGGGCCAAUCGCUUAAGAUCCGCAGGCCCAAGGACUACACCGGCCCCGACGUGCGCCCGCCGUCGAGCAUCCAUGUGCCUGGCGUGAUCAGCACCAACGUGCCCGACUCACCGUUCAAGAUCUUCGUCGGUGGCUUGCCCACCUAUCUCACCGACGAUCAAGUCAUCGAGUUGCUUCAGGCUUUUGGCGAGCUGCGCUCGUUCAACCUUGUCAAGGAUCCGGCGACGAACGCUUCCAAAGGAUUCGCAUUCUGCGAAUACGUCGACACUGCACUCACGGAUCUCGCCUGCCAGGGACUCAACGGCAUGGAGCUGGGCGACCGCAACCUCGUGGUCCAGCGCGCGAGCGUUGGAAGCGAGAAGAAGGCACAGGCGAUCGCCGCAUCUGGCGCCAACGUGGGAGCCCUUGGUGUGCCCAGCUCGGUACAGCAAUUGGCCGGUGCAGGAGGGGACGCGGGCGAGCCGACGUCGUGCAUGGUCAUGCUCAACAUGGUGACGCCCGAAGAGCUGCAGGAUGACGAAGAGUUCGCUGACAUUGUCGAGGACAUCCGCGACGAGUGCACCAAGUACGGCACGGUCAACGAUGUGCGUGUGCCCAGGCCGGCCAAGGAGAGCAAAGGUGCCGCCGCGCAUCAAUGGAAGCGCAGCCAGAACGACGAGACUGUCGAUGCCGACAAGCCGAGCGAGCGCGAGGGCGUGGGCCGCGUCUAUGUGCGGUACGCCGAGACGGACGAGUGUGCGCAGGCGCUCAAGGCCAUCGCUGGAAGGCAGUUCGGCGGACGCACAGUGAUCUGCGCCUUCCUCAAGGAGGACGACUGGCCCGGUGACGAGGACGGCGGUUUGAAUGCCGACGACACUGCCGCUCAGGCCAGUGGUCCUGCAUUCGGCGCCGAGGCCAAUUGA
Molecule: messenger RNA, 2100 nt
Organism: Moesziomyces antarcticus
Lineage: Eukaryota; Fungi; Basidiomycota; Ustilaginomycetes; Ustilaginales; Ustilaginaceae
Product: splicing factor U2AF subunit
Exons: 1
Coding region: 1-2100 (699 amino acids)
Cellular component (GO): U2-type prespliceosome; nuclear speck; U2AF complex
Molecular function (GO): poly-pyrimidine tract binding; pre-mRNA 3'-splice site binding
Source: RefSeq, a predicted model, not a curated record